Uncinocarpus reesii 1704 is the source of this 1563-nucleotide messenger RNA. RefSeq lists its product as uncharacterized. The coding region runs from base 1 to 1563 and encodes 520 amino acids. The record is from RefSeq and is a predicted model, not a curated record. NCBI's taxonomy places the organism in Eukaryota, Fungi, Ascomycota, Eurotiomycetes, Onygenales, Onygenaceae. The transcript is spliced from 2 exons.
AUGUCUUCAUCCUAUGCUGCCAUCAUUAAGAUUGAAAAUCUGCUCCCUAUUACAAUCAAACACGACUCUAGUCAAGAUGUCUUCAAGAAUGGCUGCUCAUUAACCAAGGGUAUUAUCCCCAAGACAGUUGCGGCCGGUUCUACUGCAGAUGAGUUUACUGUGCAGUCCUCCCAAAGGUAUUUUUGCUGCUAUCCUAAUGCCUGCGACUUUGAACUAAAUCAAGAGAAUACAUUAGCCGAUCCAGCAAAGCAGGUCUCUGGCACCAUCGUGUUCACAUGCAAUGUUGGUGGCGACAAUGUGAUUGAGGGCGCUGAAGUGAUUAUGCUCUUCAAAUUUAUAUGCGGCCCAAAAUCCCCUGGUUCUCAGGAGACCGAAUCCGCGGCAUGGGUCGAAUUCCCAAGUUUUGAGCGGCUCUCCGCCAAAGUCACUCCAUUCUCUGCUUCUGAUAAACCAAUUCAAGUCACCUUUUCUGUUGACCAGCCGCUCUCGCUUUCUGGACGCGGCAAAAGAGGACUGUUUAAUAGCACGACGAGGGUUGAAAACAACAGCGAUCAGGUUGUGUACUGUGUGCUGAACCCUGCGGCAAAUGGGGUUGGCACUGCAGCACUGGCUAUCACCGGCGCAUGCCUAGCGUUAACAGGCUUCCCUCCUGUUGGAUUGCUCAUGACAACAAGUACGGCGUGGGUGCUCGGUGUAAUCGGCACCUUUGUUGCGACUGCUGGACUUUUUGACACGUUCAAUGCGCCAAAAGAAUAUCCUGCACGACAUUUAUUUCCUUAUGAUAAAAUGUCCGCGACAUCUUCAGGGUAUAGCAUCGGGGCUCAGAAUAAUUUAUUUGCGCUCACCGUAGCAACAAGGGGUAACGCUGCUCUAACAUGCAGCAGCGCAUCAUUUGAGGGAUUGGGGAAUGAAAAGUUGACACUGAAGAACGAAACGACAUUCAAAGAGCUCUUUUCCGUUAAAUUGCCAAAGAAAUCUGCCCUUCAUUCCUAUCGGGUUUUGAAAGUUAAACUGAAACCUCACGAGAAAUACAGCACAAUCGACCCUCCGAGCGGCAAGACCCCCGAUCAGUAUGUCUCUUAUUCGAAAUGGGAAGUUGACACAACAGACACAAAGUACUACAACACGGUCUACAUAGACAAAAGCCUUGAAAGCGAUUACACUGCGCUUUUUGAUCCCGCGCCCGAUGAUUACGCUCUCAUGGUUACUCAAGGGGCUGAUAAGAAGACUCCAGCAAAUAUUGGAAAUGUUGGAGACUACAAAAUUGUAGCUUUGGCGAAUGGCGAUAUCAUCCUGGAGCUCCUUAACUGCAAGGUUUUUGGAACACGGUUUCGCCAGAAACCAGUUCAGAAACUGCAUUAUGAUCACAUAAUUCACUCCUGGGAAGCGGAUCGCAAUAUCUUUGCGAUGGACUGGGAAGUUGGGCAGCUGAGGGAAUGGCAAAGCGCUUCUGACACUCAAAUCAAGCGCAACUACAAGAAAGGGGCGCCAGGACCGAGCGUCUAUAUCUAUGUCCCACACUCGAAUGUGCGGAUACAACAAGGUCUCGUCGAGCAGGACUAG